AUGCCGUCUCUCGAAAAAGCUCUUCCGCAACCUAAGAUCGAGCUAUACAGUGGAAAAUACUUCGCAGCUUGUGGACUUGGUGGUAUAAUUGCCUGUGGCCCAACUCAUACCGCCGUCACUCCACUCGAUCUCGUAAAAACCCGUCGUCAAGUCGACUCCAAACUCUACACCUCCAAUUUUAAUGCCUGGUCCAAAAUCUACCGUGCCGAGGGUCUUCGAGGAGUCUUCUUCGGAUGGUCUCCCACAUUCGUCGGAUACUGUUUCCAAGGUGGUGGAAAAUACGGUUUCUAUGAAGUAUUCAAAUAUCUCUAUGGCGAGAAAUUGUUCCCACACGCAAAUCAAACGGCAAUUUUCUUGGGUGCCAGUGCUAGUGCGGAGUUUUUGGCAGAUAUGGCACUUUGUCCAUUUGAAGCUAUCAAGGUCAGGAUGCAAACUACUUUGCCGCCUUUUGCAAAUAGUUUGAGAGAGGGAAUGUCAAAGGUUAUCAAAGAGGAGGGGUACGGAGGACUCUACAAAGGACUCUACCCUCUCUGGGGUCGACAAAUCCCUUACACAAUGGUGAAAUUUGCAACCUUCGAAACCACCGUCAAUAAAAUCUACGCUUACUUGGGGAAGCCUAAAUCCUCUUAUUCCGGUCUCCAACAAACUGGAGUUUCUUUCCUCGGUGGUUAUAUUGCGGGUAUUGGUUGCGCUGUUAUCUCUCAUCCAGCAGAUGUCAUGGUUUCGAAACUUAACAGUGAUAGAAAAGCUGGAGAAGGAGCUGGAAAGGCUAUGACGAGGAUUUAUGGAAACAUUGGAUUUGGAGGUCUUUGGAAUGGCCUACCUGUUAGAAUUGUAAUGAUUGGAACGUUAACAGCAUUCCAAUGGUUGAUUUAUGAUAGUUUCAAGGUAGCAUUGGGCUUACCUACUACAGGAGGACAUUAG
Botrytis byssoidea is the source of this 924-nucleotide messenger RNA. RefSeq lists its product as uncharacterized. The record is from RefSeq and is a predicted model, not a curated record. Lineage: Eukaryota; Fungi; Ascomycota; Leotiomycetes; Helotiales; Sclerotiniaceae. The coding region runs from base 1 to 924 and encodes 307 amino acids. Gene Ontology annotation, molecular function: phosphate transmembrane transporter activity. The transcript has 3 exons. Gene Ontology annotation, biological process: mitochondrial phosphate ion transmembrane transport. Gene Ontology annotation, cellular component: mitochondrial inner membrane.